This is a messenger RNA of Ophidiomyces ophidiicola, 1326 nucleotides long. It is a transcript of the gene SUB2, whose product is annotated as Suppressor of the cold-sensitive snRNP biogenesis mutant brr1-1. Lineage: Eukaryota; Fungi; Ascomycota; Eurotiomycetes; Onygenales; Onygenaceae. Gene Ontology annotation, molecular function: RNA helicase activity; ATP binding; RNA binding. The transcript has 5 exons. Gene Ontology annotation, biological process: mRNA splicing, via spliceosome; mRNA export from nucleus. Bases 1 to 1326 code for a protein of 441 amino acids. The record is from RefSeq and is a predicted model, not a curated record.
AUGUCCCACGAAGAAGAUCUUAUCGAUUACUCCGAUGAGGAGCUUCAAACGACCGAUGCCGCGGCCGCGGCCGCUGCCCCGGCUGCCAAUGGAUCGGCUGCUAAGAAAGGCGACUUGACCGUCACGGGUGCUCGUCCAGACAAGAAGGGUAGUUAUGUUGGCGUCCACUCGACUGGCUUCCGCGAUUUCCUGCUGAAGGCCGAACUUUUACGUGCCAUUACCGACUGCGGUUUCGAACAUCCUUCGGAGGUCCAGCAAGUUUGUAUUCCAACCGCCCUUCUCAAAGUCGAUGUACUCUGCCAGGCAAAAUCUGGUCUCGGUAAAACGGCAGUCUUCGUUUUGACCACUUUGAAUCAUCUGGAGCCUAUUGCCGGUGAAUGCUCGGUUCUUGUCAUGUGCCACACGCGAGAGCUUGCGUAUCAGAUCAAGAACGAAUAUGCCAGAUUCAGCAAAUACCUUCCUGAUGUCAAAACUGCUGUUUUCUACGGCGGUACUCCGAUGCAAAAAGAUAUCGAGACGUUGUCCUCCAAAGAUACCUACCCCAACAUAGUUGUUGCUACUCCUGGUCGACUGAACGCUUUAGUUCGAGAUAAAAAGCUUUCCCUUCGAAAUGUUAAGGCUUUUGUUUUGGAUGAGUGUGAUAAAAUGCUGGAUCAGAUUGACAUGCGUCGUGACGUGCAGGAAAUCUUCCGCGCGACUCCUGCGGAAAAACAAGUCAUGAUGUUCAGUGCCACUCUUUCCCAGGAGAUUAGGCCCAUUUGCAAAAAAUUCAUGCGCAACCCCCUAGAAGUCUAUGUGGAUGAUGAUACUAAAUUGACGCUCCACGGUCUCCAGCAGUACUAUAUUAAAUUAAGCGAGGCUGAAAAGAACCGGAAGCUCAAUGAGCUCUUGGAUAAUCUUGAAUUCAACCAAGUUAUUAUCUUUGUGAAGAGCACCCUUCGUGCGAAUGAAUUAGACAAGCUUCUUCGCGAAUGCAACUUCCCUAGCAUUGCAGUGCACUCCGGUGUUUCGCAGGAGGAACGAAUUAAACGAUACAAGGAGUUUAAAGAAUUCAACAAGCGCAUCUGCGUUGCCACCGACGUUUUUGGCCGUGGUAUCGACAUCGAGCGUAUCAACCUCGCGAUUAACUACGACAUGCCUGCCGACGCAGAUUCGUACUUGCAUCGUGUGGGCCGUGCCGGUCGUUUUGGUACUAAGGGUCUGUCGAUCUCCUUCAUCAGCAGCGAGGAAGACAUGAAGGUCCUUAAGGAUAUCGAGAAGCGAUUCGAGGUUGCCCUGCCUGAUUAUCCUGAAGAGGGUGUCGACGCGGGUACCUAUAUGGCAUGA